UAUUAAAAACUACAACUGAAUUAUACGAGAUAUUUUCAAAAUUUUUAGUCAGACGUGUUAUGAAUUUUUAGACCAAACCAAUUGAAGCCAGUUCUUCAAUAUGUCAAACUCCGGACUAACGACACUCGCCCAGCUGCAGCAACUUAAUGAUGCCCAAUUGUCUGUGAUGUGUCGCAACUAUCGGAUAACACCCACUUUUAUGACAGGCCGAAAUCGUCGACAUUUGGAACGUCGGCUGCAUGUGGCCAUAAUUGAGGAGAGUGCUCAACAGCGUGCCCUGGACUAUAUAGCCAAGGAGAAGGACAAAGACUAUCAAAACGAUUUGUAUGCCAGAAGCAUGGGAUCAGAGAUUUUGCCAGCUCGACCAAGAGUGAACACUCGUUCUCCCUCACCCGGAUUAUACGAGAUCAGUCGGUCACAGAAUGCGGGAACCAUGACAACACCAUCGGUUCAUAAUAUUGGUGGUAAUCGCACUCUCUGGCCCUCACCGCUGCCCCACAACAUUGGACGUACUUAUAAACGGCAACGAGUAACGCAAGAGCCCUCUAUUUUAUCCUCAGCUCUCGCUAAGGCUCCGGGUCUGUUAUUAAAUUUGGCUAAGGAAGUGCCUUUAAGAAUAUGGAAAGGUUUGGAAGGACAAUUGGCACCUUUUCAACGAUUUCGCGGUGGAGAGCAGCAGAGCGUGCAGAAUAUUGAAGUUUAUCAAUCAAAUCCACAACAGCAAGACGAUACAACAAACCGAGGAGUAACUCGAAUAACUCAUCAAUUGAAUAACACAUUCGAGGAACAACCUCACACUUAUCCCUAUGGCCUUGACUAUGAAGAACUUCAGCAUUAUACACAGGAACCUGUUAACUUCGCCGACAUUGAAACGGAUCAAGAUGAAGUCUCUGUUGACAGUAUGACCACACCUCAUGAAAGUGAUUCUAUUGACAGUUUUCAUAGUUCUUUGGAUGAAAUGGUUGAAGAGAAACCUGCAGUCAAAGCAAAACCAAAUGAGCAGCCAAUGCUAAGUGCUUUCAGAUUUGCUUGGUGGCGAAGCCCUGAAAAAGAGUUGGCACUCCUUCCAGAUCGCCUUGAAACGGAUCGCAUCUCUGAGCAUGAACAGGAACUGAAUACCUAUGAAUAUCUGAGCGACGAUCAAAAACUAGGAGAGCAGCGUAAAGAAGUAAAGGAUAUAAUGGGUCGCGUCGACCUACGUGACGAUAGUGAUGACGAAGCUGUGAUAACCCUACCCAGUCGUCGACAACGAAUCUUAAGAUCGUGUGGUGCAUUUUGUAGAAAUGUCUAUGAGUUUCUCUUCUGCGAUCGGGAUGGUGUUUGGGAUAUUGAAAAGGUCCGCUGUACGGUCUUUUUUUGUGGCAUGCUGGUUUUUCUCGGGGCUAGUUUUAGGAAAAUGCAAUAAUCGAAUAACAAAGAAAACAUUUGUACAACGGAUGUGUGUAUCUUAAUAAAAAUUGUACUUACAACGUCA
Molecule: messenger RNA, 1474 nt
Organism: Drosophila willistoni
Lineage: Eukaryota; Metazoa; Arthropoda; Insecta; Diptera; Drosophilidae
Exons: 1
Coding region: 101-1405 (434 amino acids)
Source: RefSeq, a predicted model, not a curated record